AUGGGCGCAUUUUCUCUGACUGUUUCAGGAGAGCACUGUGAGACUGUCUUCGACGAGUGCGAAUCUCAGCCCUGCCAGAACGGUGGACUGUGCUCUGACGAAUUCGGUUCCUUUCUUUGUACAUGCUCUGUGGGUUUCACAGGAAAACUAUGCGAGCUGGAUAUUGAUGAGUGCACUUUGAGCCCCUGCCUGAACGGAGGAUGUUGCUCAAAUUCUGUUGGAAGCUAUUCGUGCUCAUGUCGUCCAGGUUUCGAAGGGAAAUCCUGCGAAGUAAAUAUUAAUGAAUGCUCGUCCAGCCCCUGCAGUGACAACGGCCUCUGCGUGGACGGCGCUAACAACUUCACGUGCAGCUGCUACGACGGAUUUGAAGGAGAGUUCUGCGAGAAAGAAACUGACGAAUGUGUGUCAAAUAUUUGCUAUAAUGGAGGAACUUGCCAAGAUGAUACCAAUGACUACCACUGCCUCUGCCUACCUGGUUAUUCUGGGAAGAACUGUGAAACUGACAUAGAUUUUUGUGCCUCUUCCCCGUGCAAGAAUGACGCACGUUGCUUGGACGAGGCUAAUGGGUUCAGCUGCAUCUGCGAAGAGGGAUACCACGGGGAUCUAUGCCAAUUUAAAGUUCAGUGCCCAAACGACACGCUGCGAACUGAGAAAGGAACUUUCGUUUGGGAUUCCAUCGAUCACGGUAUGGUGGCGAGGCAAGAGUGUCCGUACGGUGCAGAUGAGAAGCUCUCUCUCGACGCAGAUGAAGAAAUUUCGAAGUAUGUAAGUGAUCUGAAAUGGAAAGCGUUGACGGGCACAAGUAUGCAAGCCACAGACGACAACGUGACGGCAGAAAACCUGCAGGUGGAAGGCGAGACAGCAUACGCUGUGCGGCGCUGUGUGCUGCGGCCAGAUGGCAGCGUCGCCUGGACGCCCAUGCUGCAUGCCGCCUGCCGCCGAGAGGAGAUCACUUCUGCACUUCAAAUGAUUGGUUACCUCCAUAAUAUCACAAAAGAGCCACAUCACAUAGAUGGUGAAGUUUUCUGUAAGGCAGCAGCAGAAAUCCAGAAAGUUCUGGUGUUCGCACUGAGGAACAGAGAGAUUGCAGAGAGCAUGGUGUUGGUGAUCAGCAACCUCAUGAACGUGAAUGAAAGCGUCCUUCAAACGGCAGACGCUAAUGGGACAGUGUCACAGAGUAUGGUGAAGCUCGUAGACAAGUACACCAGUUACGCAAUUCUUGGUCAGCAUGACAGGAUUGAUAUUACAACCGACAACGUGAUAGUCAAUGUACUCGACGUGGGAUUACAAACGACGAGCCAAAUUCACAAUGUCACAUUCGUCUUCACAUCGUCAGCUGCCUCCAGCCCCACAUUAUACAGCGAAAACAACACCAGUUCUGAAAUAUUCCUGCACGUCCCAACAGAAGCUGUGUUGGUGGCCGCUCGCUAUAUGCGCAGUAGAGUCAGAGCUCGCUUUGUCUGUUACAAGAAUGGUAAAUUUUUUCGGCCUCUGGGGUUUUACAAGGUUUCUAGUAAUGAAACAACACCCAAAUUGAGAUUCGCAACAGAAGAGCCAGUGAUGUCAGUAACCAUCUCAAAUGUAAGCGUUGGGAACCUCAGUGAAGUCCUGACUUACAGUGUACCCAAUAUCUUCGGAGACACAAAGCAGAUAUGUGCCUAUUGGGAAACGAACAGUUACGAAUGGCUGACUUAUGGUCUAAAGACAAACCAGACUGAAAGCAGGAUAAUUUGUGAAUCAGACCACAUGACUCACUUCUCGAUCCUUUUGGAUCCAGGAUCAGACUAUGGUGUGUCGGAGGAGCACAAGUACACUCUAAGCAUCAUCAGUUACGUUGGCUCCUUCUGCAGCAUCUUCGGUCUCACUCUGACAAUCGUUACCUACGCUACAUUCAGGUCUCUGAACCGCGACAGAUCGGGGAAGAUACUGCUGAACUUGUGCGUCUCACUGCUGAUGAUGAAUUUAUCCUUUCUGCUGGUGAUGGUGAAGAACAACGUCCAUUUGGUGGAUGUGUGCAUACUGGUGGCAAUCUUAACGCACUACUUUGUCCUCACAUCUCUGGCCUGGAUGUUGGUCGAAGCUGUUAACAUGUAUCAGUUGCUUAUCACAGUUUUCGCUACGUCUGAGAUUCGAUUCAUGCUCAAAAGAAUGAUCUUCGCCUGGGGUGUACCGCUGAUUAUCGUGGCGUCAACAGCCACGUAUGACAUUGGUUACUACAAUUCAACUUCUGAGUACUGUAUGCUGAACAAAAAUGAUCCAUAUGUUUACUACAUCACAUAUCUGGGGCCGUCGUGCAUAAUGCUGGCGGUGAAUUGUGUGGUAUUUGUGCUGGUAUCCAGAGUUCUGUUCCAGAAACAUUUGGCUGGGAAGGUGGAAGAAAGACCCGAAAACACCGUCUCCAUGUCACAGGUUCGAGGUGCAUUUGCUGUCAUGACUUUACUAGGAGUGACAUGGGUAUUUGGAGCAUUUGCUUUUGGUAGUACAGAACUUGUAUUUCAGUACUUGUUUUGCAUAUCAAAUUCUCUGCAAGGAUUCAUCAUAUUUAUUGUAAGAUGUGUACAGUAUUCACAAGCAAGGCUUGCUUGGGCUGCAUGCAUCAGAAGGAAACAAAUUAAGGAAUUCCGUGGAGCUGUACCAUCUUCAUUCAUAGGGAAUUCACACUCACUGAACACUGUUUCAUCAAGCAUUUGCUCUCAGUCGACACACAAAGUUAACUUAGAUAAAGAAAAUAACUCCAAUGAUGGUGGUAACAGUUUGAUAUGGGGAAAACCUCUUUCAAAAGACUCCCACAGUAAAUCUCGAGGUCAGUCUUAUUCAUCUUGGAAAUUCCAAAAUGUAUUUAACACUUCUUCAGAAUCAGAUGAUACAUUUAAAUGUGCUGCCAAUUUUAUUGAACUACAAGAUCCACAUAUUGUAUCAGCAACUUCAAAUAACAGUAAUAGUAUCUCAGGCACUUUGAAAAAGGAGUUGGAAAAGACCCUUGUGAAUAGACCAACCAUUUGUAGGACACAAAGUAUGCAUGUGAAAAGCCAGAGUUUUUCAAAUGAUUUAAGUAGUUUCAAACGAGGAAAUAGCAUACAUUGUUCUCUGCAGCUAUAUAGCAAAGCACCAUUUCAUAUGACUUACACAGAAAGCCAAGAUACACUCACUGCAAAAGAAGGUGAAGACACAUCUUGGCAGUUCAUGAGAACACAGCCAAAGCUUAAAUCACAUGAAAUAACAACAAUGACUGUCCGUAAAGAAACUCCUUUAGCUGAGGGAGAUUCUCCUGUCACAGUGCAUGCAAGCUCAAAUUUUAAAGAAGAAACAUUUAUCAAAACUGUCAGUCAUUCAGAUCAAGGUUAUAUUUCUGGAAUUUGUACAACUGAACAUUCACCAGAUAGCCCUUGUCAGAAACCUCACCAAAUUCACUGUGCUAAAAAGUAUUUAUGUGAGACAGACUCAAGGCUGACUGUAUCAACACCGGAUCACAUAUCAACCAAUUCAAGUGCAAGUAAUAAAAAUGGGUCAUAUCAUGACCCAUGUACUGAAGUUAGAAAUCUUAUAACAAAAAGUGAUGGAAACAUUUUGCCCCCAAAGAAUCUGGUACAAAAAUUAGAGAGGGAGAAAAUAAUUUCUCAUACAUUUAUAGUUAUUAAUGGCCAAAAAAUUUACACAAACAACCCUUCUGUUAGACUAAAUGCUGAGCAAGUUGUUGAUGGAAAGAAAAUUGAUGUUCAGUGUGUGAAUAAUAGUCAGAUUCCCCCAAUACUUAAUAAGGAUUCAGGUGAAAUAAAAAAUAGACUCUAUGGUGGUACCAUAGCAACCAACGAGACUCCCACUAUAACUGAAAACACUAAUUUAGAGACAAAAAACUCUAGCAAAAAUAUUGUCUCAAAAGAUAUGCCUGCUUACAAAGAUUUGAAAGACAUUCAGUUAACAACUACUAGAAGUAAAAAGUGAAAGAGAGUCACAGAACACAAAGUAUUAUGAAUCUUUGUUUUUGACU
This is a messenger RNA of Schistocerca nitens (vagrant locust), 3988 nucleotides long. RefSeq lists its product as uncharacterized. Gene Ontology annotation, molecular function: calcium ion binding; G protein-coupled receptor activity. NCBI's taxonomy places the organism in Eukaryota, Metazoa, Arthropoda, Insecta, Orthoptera, Acrididae. The record is from RefSeq and is a predicted model, not a curated record. Gene Ontology annotation, biological process: G protein-coupled receptor signaling pathway; cell surface receptor signaling pathway. Gene Ontology annotation, cellular component: membrane. The transcript has 13 exons. Bases 1 to 3942 code for a protein of 1313 amino acids.